ACACUUCCCUCUCACACAUUUUCUAGUUUUUGCUUAACGGCCUACCCGAUCAACAAUCACUUCAACGACACGAGCCUUUAUACCAACAAACCAAGAUCUAGCACACGACUUACCAACCAUGGCAGGCGCAAUGGGCCCCGCAGUCGGCAUUGACUUGGGCACGACCUACUCGUGCGUGGGUAUCUUCAGAGAUGACCGGAUUGAGAUCAUUGCAAAUGACCAAGGCAACCGGACAACGCCCUCUUUCGUGGCCUUCACCGACACAGAGCGCCUCAUCGGCGAUUCAGCGAAGAACCAAAUCGCUAUGAACCCUGUGAACACCGUCUUCGAUGCGAAGCGUCUCAUCGGGCGGAAGUUUGCGGACGCAGAGGUACAGGCCGACAUGAAGCACUUCCCAUUCAAGGUCAUCGACCGGGCCGGGAAGCCUGUCAUCCAGGUCGAGUUCAAGGGCGAGACCAAGGAGUUCACACCCGAGGAGAUUUCCUCAAUGGUGUUGACGAAGAUGAGGGAGACUGCAGAAUCAUAUCUCGGUGGCACGGUCAACAACGCAGUCGUCACCGUACCAGCAUACUUCAACGACUCACAGCGGCAAGCGACGAAGGAUGCCGGUCUCAUUGCUGGCCUCAACGUUCUCCGUAUCAUCAACGAGCCCACAGCCGCCGCCAUCGCCUACGGUCUUGACAAGAAGACUCAGGGCGAGCGCAACGUCCUCAUCUUCGACUUGGGUGGUGGUACUUUCGAUGUGUCGCUGCUCACGAUUGAGGAGGGUAUCUUUGAAGUCAAGUCAACCGCCGGCGACACCCAUCUUGGUGGUGAGGACUUCGACAACCGUCUCGUGAACCACUUCGUCAACGAGUUCAAGAGGAAGCAUAAGAAAGACCUGACCUCCAACGCCCGUGCCCUUCGUCGUCUCCGGACAGCCUGCGAGCGUGCGAAGCGCACACUGUCAUCAUCUGCCCAGACCUCCAUUGAAAUCGACUCGCUGUACGAGGGCAUCGACUUCUACACCUCCAUCACCCGCGCCCGCUUCGAAGAGCUCUGCCAGGACCUCUUCCGCUCCACCAUGGAGCCGGUUGAGCGUGUCCUGCGCGAUGCCAAGAUCGACAAGUCUUCCGUGCACGAGAUCGUUCUCGUCGGCGGUUCCACCCGUAUUCCCAAGAUUCAGAAGAUGGUGUCCGACUUCUUCAACGGCAAGGAGCCGAACAAGUCCAUCAACCCGGACGAGGCUGUCGCCUACGGUGCUGCCGUGCAAGCCGCCAUCCUGUCCGGUGACACCUCCAGCAAAUCAACCAACGAGAUUCUUCUGCUCGACGUUGCGCCGCUGUCUCUCGGUAUCGAGACCGCUGGUGGUGUGAUGACGCCGUUGAUCAAGCGCAAUACUACGAUUCCCACCAAGAAGUCUGAAGUCUUCUCUACCUUCUCGGACAACCAGCCUGGUGUGCUCAUCCAGGUCUUCGAGGGUGAGCGUGCCCGUACCAAGGACAACAACCUGCUUGGCAAGUUCGAGCUUACCGGCAUCCCUCCGGCGCCGCGUGGUGUCCCGCAAAUCGAGGUUACCUUCGACCUUGACGCCAACGGCAUCAUGAACGUCUCCGCCCUGGAGAAGGGCACCGGCAAGACCAACAAGAUCGUCAUUACCAACGACAAGGGCCGUCUGUCGAAGGAGGAGAUCGAGCGCAUGCUUUCCGAGGCCGAGAAAUACAAGGCUGAGGAUGAGGCUGAAUCUGCCCGUAUCCAAGCGAAGAACGGCCUCGAGUCUUACGCUUACUCGCUGAAAAACACCAUGUCCGAUUCGAAGGUUGACGAGAAGCUCGACGCAUCCGACAAGGAGAAGCUGAAGGCUGAGAUCGACAAGACCGUGGCAUGGCUCGACGAGAACCAGCAAGCGACGAAGGACGAGUACGAAUCUCAGCAAAAGGAGCUUGAGUCUGUCGCAAACCCUAUCAUGAUGAAGUUCUACGGCGCUGGCGGCGAGGGUGGUGGCAUGCCCGGCGGUAUGCCAGGUGGCAUGGGUGGCGGCUUCCCUGGCGGCGCUGGCGGCGCACCCCACGGUGGCGAUGACGGCCCGACUGUUGAGGAGGUCGACUAAGCGCUUGCU
This is a messenger RNA of Baudoinia panamericana UAMH 10762, 2098 nucleotides long. RefSeq lists its product as uncharacterized. The transcript is spliced from 2 exons. Gene Ontology annotation, biological process: protein refolding; vesicle-mediated transport; cellular response to unfolded protein. Gene Ontology annotation, cellular component: nucleus; plasma membrane; cytoplasm. The record is from RefSeq and is a predicted model, not a curated record. The coding region runs from base 119 to 2089 and encodes 656 amino acids. Gene Ontology annotation, molecular function: heat shock protein binding; ATP binding; ATP-dependent protein folding chaperone. Lineage: Eukaryota; Fungi; Ascomycota; Dothideomycetes; Mycosphaerellales; Teratosphaeriaceae.